AUGGAUUUUAUUGUUGUGGUUACAGGCCUGCUAGCAUACAUUCUACCCAAUCUGAAUCAACCUGCUGUUCGUGCUCUACGUGUGUUACGACCACUAAAGUUGGUAACUGGAUUUGAAAGUUUGCAAAUAGUGCUCAAAUCUAUUAUUAGAGCUAUGGCUCCGUUACUUCAAAUCAGUUUAUUAGUCCUAUUCGCUAUAAUUAUAUUUGCAAUUAUUGGUUUAGAAUUCUAUUCUGGUGGAUUUCAUAUGACAUGCUUUGAUUUGUAUAAUCCAGACCACUUACCACUUUCUUUGCCAAAUCGACCAACAUUAGCACCGUGUAGUCUUUCAAACAGUUCAGCAAUUGGUACUGGUGCUGUUCCUCAAGGAGCAUUUGUAUGCCCAUUAAAUUAUGUGUGUAAAGGUUACUGGGAAGGACCAAAUUAUGGAAUAACUAGUUUUGAUAAUAUUGGUUAUGCUAUGCUAACUGUAUUCCAGUGUAUAACAAUGGAAGGCUGGACGGAGAUCAUGUAUUCUACAAAUGAUGCAUUUGGGGAUCGCUUCAAUUAUUUAUACUUCGUUCCGUUAAUUAUACUUGGAUCAUUUUUCAUGCUAAACCUAGUGCUUGGUGUUUUGAGUGGUGAAUUCGCAAAAGAAAGAGAACGUGUAGAAAAGCGUCGUGCAUUUUUAAAGCUACGUAGACAGCAGCAAACAGAAAAAGAAUUUAAUGGCUAUAUGGAUUGGAUACAAAAAGCCGAGGAAGUUAUUCUGGCCGAAGAUACAACUACAGCAGAGGAACGCAUGCGCAUUAUAACAGCCCGCCGAAGAGCUGCUAAACAACGACUUAAACAAGCAGGCAAAGACGCAUCUUUCAAUGAAUCGAACUUUGAAGAUUCUGAAUUGUUUGCUGAAUCUAAAGCUCAUUCAUCUUAUGGAGAUCUACUGAGACGUCGAAAAGAAAGAUGUCAAGGAUGUUGGAGAAGAGAAAAACGAAUUCGAUAUGCUAUACGGAGAAUGGUGAAAAGUCAACCGUUUUACUGGGCAGUAAUUAUACUUGUAUUUUUAAACACCGUCUGUGGAGCUAUUGAACAUCACGGUCAACCUGCAUGGCUUUCUACAUUUUUAUACUAUGCUGAAUUUGUAUUCCUGGGUUUGUUUAUUAUCGAAAUGUUAUUGAAAGUAUAUGGGUUGAAUAUACGAAUCUACUCUGAAUCGUCUUUCAAUAUCUUUGACUGUGUGGUUAUUAUAGGAAGUUUAUUUGAAAUAAUCUGGGGAUUUUUUCACCCAGAUGCAUCAUUUGGAAUCAGUGUUCUGCGUGCUUUGAGACUUUUACGAAUCUUUAAAGUAACAAGAUAUUGGGCUUCACUGCGAAAUUUGGUGCUUUCCUUACUGAACUCUAUGCGUAGCAUCAUUUCACUAUUGUUUCUAUUGUUUCUUUUCAUCCUGAUAUUUGCAUUACUCGGUAUGCAAUUGUUUGGUGGAGAUUUCAAUUUUGACGAAGGUCGACCCACACAACAUUUUGACACAUUUGUUAAAGCUUUGUUAACUGUGUUUCAGAUUUUAACAGGAGAAGACUGGAACACAAUUAUGUAUAAUGGUAUUCGAGCACAAGGUGGAGUUACAGGAGGAGGUGCAAUUUACAGUGUUUAUUUUGUAUUAGUUAUGGUCUUUGGAAAUUAUACUUUGCUCAAUGUAUUUCUCGCCAUUGCUGUGGAUAACUUGGCCAAUGCACAAGAACUAACAGAAGCUGAAGAGGAACAGGCCAAGUUACAAGAAGAGAUACACUUAGCUGAGGAAGCAACAGAAAUGAGAUCUAAUGUUGAGAUGAAUAACAAUGGCAACGUCAGAAAUACUCAAACUGCAGGAAAUUUUGUAAAUACCUAUCACAAAUCCAGCAUACAUGAUACAGAUCAUACAUCAGAUGCAAAACCAGAUAAUUUGACUGGAAUGAAUCAAAACAGAACCGGUGCACAAAUGGAUAAUUUCAUGUUUACCCAUAUGGGGAACCUAAACUUUACAUCGAUCGAAAGUGAUGAUACAGCCAAACUACAAAGUUCACAAAUUCACGGAAAACCUGUUCUACCAUACAGUUCAAUGUUUAUUUUCGCACCAACUAAUGCAAUAAGACGAUUUUGUCAUUUUGUAGUCAAUCUACGCUACUUUGAUCUAUUUAUUAUGAUAGUAAUCUGUGCCAGUAGUAUUGCACUUGCGGCUGAAGAUCCUAUAUCUGAACAAUCAAAAAGGAAUACAAUACUUGAGCAUUUUGACUAUGCAUUCACUGGUGUAUUUACAAUUGAAUUGAUUUUAAAAGUCAUCGAUUUAGGCGUUGUUCUUCAUCCUGGUUCAUAUUUUCGUGAUACAUGGAAUAUUCUAGAUGCAAUUGUAGUAUUUUUCGCCUUAGUAGCAUUUGUAGUCAGAUCGGCUACCUCCUUAGGACGAAUUGGAACAAGUACAUCAGCAAAGAACUUGAAUACUAUCAAAUCGUUACGUGUACUUCGUGUGCUGAGACCUCUAAAAACAAUUAAUCGUGUGCCAAAAUUAAAAGCUGUCUUUGACUGUGUGAUCAGUUCAUUAAAAAAUGUUUUCAACAUAUUAAUUGUGUAUUGGCUUUUUCAAUUUAUCUUUGCUGUAAUUGCUGUACAGUUAUUUCAGGGAAAAUUCUUCUAUUGUAAUGAUGUUUCUAAGGUGACAAGAGAUGAUUGCCAAGGCCAAUUCAUUGACUUCAACGAUCGUGGUGUUCCAUUCCUUCAAAAUCGCACUUGGAGGACACGUGACUUUAAUUAUGACAAUGUAAUUCAUGCAAUAUUAACACUCUUCACUGUGACAACUGGUGAAGGUUGGCCAGCGGUUCUAAAAAAUUCCAUUGAUUCUACAGUCGCUGACCGUGGACCAACUCCUGAUUUUCGUCAAGAAAUGGCUAUUUUCUACGUCGUCUUCUUUAUUGUCUUUCCAUUCUUCUUUGUGAACAUUUUCGUUGCGCUUAUCAUAAUCACAUUUCAAAAUCAAGGUGAAAAUGAAUUAAUUGAACUGGAUUUAGAUAAAAAUCAGAAACGUUGUAUCGAUUUUGCCAUCAAUGCUCAACCAUUAUGUCGUUAUAUGCCCAAAGAUAAACAUUCAAUGAAAUAUCGUGUUUGGAGAUUAGUAGUUUCUACUCCAUUUGAAUACUACAUAAUGGUUAUGAUUGCUAUCAAUACAUUAAUACUAAUGAUGAAGUAUCAUCGGCAGGAACAAAAAUCAUACUUUACCGCUUCCGUGGAUACUGAGCAACAAGCUUAUCAUAAUUAUUGCAAUACACUACUAUACUUCAAUUCAGCCUUCACUGUCAUGUUUUCUAUAGAGUGUAUGCUAAAAAUUAUGGCAUUUGGACCAAAGAAUUAUUUUCGUGAUCGUUGGAACAUUUUCGAUUUUAUCACAGUUAUAGGAAGUAUUACUGAUGUAUUGGUUUCUGAGCUUCAGGAAUCAGCAUUUUUAAGUUUAGGAUUUCUACGACUUUUUCGUGCAGCACGUCUAAUCAAACUAUUACGUCAGGGCUACAGUAUACGUAUUAUUCUCUGGACAUUUAUUCAGUCAAUUAAAGCUCUACCAUAUGUUUGUCUACUGAUAACAAUGUUAUUUUUCAUCUACUGUAUUAUUGGCAUGCAGGUUUUCGGAAAUAUUAAAACUGAUCCUCAUUCCCAAUUAAACAAUCACAACAACUUUCAAACCUUUGGAGAUGGCAUACUUCUAUUAUUUAGAUGUGCAACUGGUGAGAAUUGGCAAGAAAUUAUGCUUGAUUGUGCAGCUGGCAAAGAAUGUGAAGGAUCUGGUGAAUCUUGUGGAAGCUCAUAUACCUAUUUAUACUUUGCAACUUUCAAUUUUCUGUGUUCAUUUAUAAUGCUUAAUUUAUUCGUAGCAGUUAUUAUGGAUAAUUUUGAUUAUUUAACUAGAGAUUCUUCUAUAUUGGGUCCACAUCAUCUUGAUGAAUUCGUACGUGUUUGGGCUGAAUAUGAUCCAGGAGCAAAGGGUCUUAUUCACCAUCGUGAUGUAUAUGAAAUGCUAAGAAAUAUGGAACCACCAGUUGGAUUUGGUAAAAAUUGUCCUUAUCGCCUUGCUUAUCGGAAAUUGAUUCGAAUGAACAUGCCUGUAGACGAAAAUGGAUGCGUACAUUUCACAACUACACUAUUAGCUUUAAUACGUGAAUCAUUAGGCAUUAAAACUGGACCAACUGAAAUAAUGGAUCAACGUGAUAUGGAAUUAAGAGAAACUAUUUGUAAAUUAUGGCCAGUUCAUGGAAAGAAAUUACUUCCUUUACUUAUACCUCCUGAUUCAGAGUUAAUUUACCACAAAAUGACCGUUGGAAAAAUAUACGCAAGCUAUCUGAUAAUUGAGAACUGGAGAGCUACACGAGCAUUUCAAGGAAAGGAGGAACCUCAGUAA
This is a messenger RNA of Heterobilharzia americana, 4395 nucleotides long. The record is from the annotation of a GenBank genome assembly. Lineage: Eukaryota; Metazoa; Platyhelminthes; Trematoda; Strigeidida; Schistosomatidae.